This is a messenger RNA of Penicillium nucicola, 5469 nucleotides long. Its product is annotated as putative pectin methylesterase. The record is from RefSeq and is a predicted model, not a curated record. Gene Ontology annotation, molecular function: pectinesterase activity. Gene Ontology annotation, biological process: cell wall modification. The coding region runs from base 1 to 5469 and encodes 1822 amino acids. The transcript has 5 exons. NCBI's taxonomy places the organism in Eukaryota, Fungi, Ascomycota, Eurotiomycetes, Eurotiales, Aspergillaceae.
AUGCGCUUCUUGUCUAUCUUGGCUUCGACGACUGCCGUAACUGUUGCCUCAGAUGGCAGCGGCCAGUUCACGGCUAUUCAAGAUGGUAUCUCCUACGCCCAGAUCCAUGCAAUUCCCACUGUGACUGUUCUGGCUGGCACCUAUACUCAAGCGAUCACCGUCUCAGCGACACCAACUGUCACUGUCGUUGGUCAAACCGAUCAAACCGAUGACUAUUCAAAGAACAAGGUAGUCAUUACCAAUGCUGGAACUGUUUUGACUGUGAACAACAAUGUCCAACAAGUCAACUUCAAGAAUAUCAACUUCGUCAACACUGGGGCCAGCUACGGUGCCAUGGUCCUCAAGGGAAACAAGUACGCAUUCUAUGACUGCCAAAUCGUUUCAACUGGAAGUCUAGGUAUCACUGCCAGCGUGGGUCUUGGUAUCAUAGCAAAUUCGUAUAUUGAAGCCCUUGACAAGAUCAUCUAUGGAGGAGCAAGUCUCUAUGUUUACAACACAGAGAUUGUGCCGAUCGACAACUCUGCUCUCAUCACCUACAUGAAGGGUACUACCUCCAGUACGUCGGUAUUGUACAACUCGAUGGUUGUCUUUGACCAUGUCACCGUGGCUCAGAAGUCGGGAACCUCAACCAGCAAUGUCUAUCUUUCAGCUGCCAAUGGCGCUGGAGUUACCGUGCUAUACCGUGACUCCAACCUGGGUAGCUGUGUUGCUGCCAGUGGUGCCCAUAUCGAUGCAACAAGUCAAAACACUGCAAACAAAUUUGUCGAGUAUUCCAACUCUGGUGCAGGUGCAUAUGCAAGCAAUGCUGUUACUCGAUCUCAAUAUGUUUCUCUCUUGACUGCAUCGGACCUGUCUUCAUACAGCAUCAGUGCCGUCUUCGCCGCUGCCUACCCGAACUAUGCCUCUUCUGAUAGCACUUGGAUUGACUCUUCUGUCCUUGCUGCCAUUGCGAGCGCAGAUGUCGCCACAUCGACUACUUUGACUUCAACCACUAGCACCUCGUUGGCAACAUCCGCAUCUGAUGUUUCGACUAUCUCGGCUUCCACAACCACAACCACUGCUGCCACUCCAUCAUCUACCUUUGUCGUGGAUGCCACCGCUGGACCGUACAAGAACGUGACUGCUGCUAUUGCCGCCCUUCCAAAUGACAGCAAAGAGUACACGAUCUUUGUUAAGAGUGGCACAUACAGUGAGCAAAUUUCGGUCACUCGCACGGGCAAGACCAUUAUUCGCGGAGAGACUACCUUUGAGAAUGACUAUACCCAGAACACUGUGACAAUUGAAUACUCCAAUGGAGUUCUGACCAGUGCCAACAAGGAUGAGGAGACUCCAAUCGUUAAUGCCAAAAAUUCGGAUGGCAAGGGACUUGCCAUCUAUAACAUCGACUUCAAGAACACCUACCCCCAGACCGCGAACACAGCCGCCCUUGCCGCUGACUUCUACGGUAACGUGCAAGCUUAUGGCUGUUCUUUUGUUGGGUUCCAGGAUACUCUUCUCGCAAACAAGGGCACUCAGGUCUUUUCCAACUGUUAUAUCGAGGGUUCCAUUGAUUUUAUUUGGGGUUUCUCAACGGCUUUCUUCUAUCAAUCCGUGAUUGCAACAAACACUGCUGGCUCUUGCAUUGCUGCGAUGAGUCGCUCCUCAGCCACUGCGACCGGAGGUUACGUCUUUGACAACUGUCUUGUCACUUACACUUCUUCAUACGGUAGUACCUACCAGAGCAGUUGGCUCGCCCGACCCUACUCUGCAUACAGUCGUGUCGUCUACAUGAAUUCCUACCUCGAUAAGCAUAUCAGCCCCACUGGAUGGCACAUCUGGUCAACAAGUUCCCCCCAAACGGACUAUGUCACAUUCGGAGAAUUCAACAACACUGGACCAAGCAGUUGGUCUAGCAGCCGUGCUUCAUUUGCGACCAACCUUACCGAGACGCAGGCUGAAGCAUACACCCUAGCAAACUGGAUUGGAGACACCACAUGGCUUGAUAUGGAUGCGUACAGCCUUGCACCAUCCUAUGAUCUGACUGGAGGAGCUAGCAGCACAGCAACCACCACUGCCACAGCUAGCUCUACCGCAACAUCUCUCUCUACGGCCACCGCAUCUGCUUCAUGGGCUCACCCCUCAAGCGGGACCACUCCCCCAACUGGCGCCGUCCUGGUCAGUCCCUCCGGGUCCAUCAGUGGCUCCUACAGCAAUCUCACCAAUGCUCUGGCUUCUCUUCCAGAUGACACUACCACUCAAGUAAUCUUCAUGUACGCAGGAACAUAUGAAGAACAAAUUCCCUCGAUUAACAGAAAUGGCCCGGUCAUGAUCAUUGGUUAUACUACCGGAAACCCUGGUCAGACCUACGCCGAAAAUGAAGUUACGAUCACUUUCGCCCAUGGACUUUCCGUGUCUCCUCUACCGACUGGUCACUCCGAUGCUGAAACCGCUACCAUUGCCACCGCGUCUAACAACAUCGCUUUCUACAAUAUCAACAUCAUCAACUCGGACAAUCUUGAUGGUCUGGAGUCUUCUUACGUGACACUUGCUGCUUCAAUUUAUGGAAAUCAUAUCGCAUUCUAUGGUUGCUACUUCCAAGGUUGGCAAGACACUCUGCUCACUGGAAGCACGACAGGAUACCAAUAUUAUGAGUCCUCGUAUAUUGAAGGUGCCAUUGACUUCAUUUGGGGUUAUUCCAAGGCCUACUUCAAGGGUUGCACUAUCGGAGCUAAGAGGGCCAAGUCAGCUAUUACUGCGCACAGCAGAGCUUCAUCCAGUGCGAUCGGUGGUUAUAUCUUCGAUCAAACUCUUUUCACAGCUGCCGCUGACGCAACUGUCGAUCUGACCAACACUGUCUACCUUGGUCGUCCUUACUCCCAGUACGCGCUGGUUGUUGUGAAGAACUCUUACCUGUCCUCCGUCAUUCAACCUUCUGGCUGGAAGAUUUGGUCCACCUCUGACCCUCGUACUGGAGCUGUUAUAUUCGCCGAGUUCAAUAAUUCUGGACCGAGCAACUGGGAAAACAAUGCUGCCGCUCGUGAGGCCUUUGGAUACGCCACCCUCCUGACAGAGGAUACCUACUCUCUUGCAAGCGUCAUGGACUCCACUGACUGGAUUGAUAUGACUUACUGGGAUACCAUUGAUACGCCUACAGCUGUCUCAGGAACAGCCACCACCACCACCUCUACCUCGGCUACUCCUACUGCCACGGUCGCCUAUGAUGGUACAACACCUCCCUCCGGUGCUUACAUUGUUUCCAAGACAAGCCUUGGAACCAACACCACGGUCUAUGAUACCAUCCAGAAGGCCCUUGAUGCUCUUCCAACUUCCUCCAAGGUCACACCUACUGUCUUCAUCUACCCCGGUACCUACGAGGAACAGCUCAUUAUCAGCAAAUCCGGUUCUGUAAUCAUGAUGGGAUACUCUGACUCCACAUACGACUACUCCAGCAACCAGGUUACCAUCCAGUACAACCAUGGUGUUGACACUAGUGCGGAUGAAUCCAACUCUAACAGUGCCACUGUUUAUGCUACCGGAAACUACUUCCAGGCAAUGAACAUCAACUUCGUGAACAACAACGGUACCCAGCAUGAUAUCGCGACACUCGGUUUUGCUGUCAAGUCAAGCAAGUAUGCCAGUCUUUAUGGCUGCCAGGUCAGAGGUAACCAGGAUGCCCUCUUGAUUAACGGUAACUUCUUUAUGAGCAACGGAUAUGUCGAAGGAAACAUCGACAUGAUCUGGGGCAGUGGCGCAGGAUACUUCCUCAACACCACUAUCGCUCCUAACGAGGACGACAUCAACAUUACAGCUGAUAAGCGCACCACUACUACAACCGCUGGCGGAUUCGUCUUUGAUCAGUGUACCAUCACCCCAAGUUCAGGAUCCAUGUCUAAGAUUUCCCUCGGUAGACCUUGGAACUCCUUUGCUCGUGUCGCAUACAUUGACUCCUACCUCGGAUCCUGUGUGGAGGCUGCAGGUUGGGAACAGUGGUCCUCAUCUAGCCCUCAGACCUCUGGUGUCACAUUUGCCGAAUAUGGUAAUUAUGGCCCCGGGUCUAGUACCUCGCAGCGUGCAUCGUUCGCUACGCAGCUGGACAAUGCUGGAGUUAUCCAAUUUGAGCUGGCCAACUUCUUUACGACUACCUCUUGGAUUGACUUCACUCACGUGAAUGGUACUCCCUUCGUUCCUGGCACCGCCGUCGUCAGCUCGACUAUCGCAUCAACCGCUGUUUCGACGGUUGCUAGUACACUUGUCACUUCGACGUCCACAACUGUCUCCGCAUUGGCAAUCACUACUACUAUUGACGUUGUGUCCACAUCAACCACCGCUGUCCUUGCUACAAUUACUCCGGUUGACAAGACUUCGACCGUCAAGUCUACUGUCACCCUGACAGUUACCCCUGAGGCUGUCUCAAAGACCACGACGGAAAAAAUGACUAUUACAACCACUGCCGUAGUUACUGAGCCUACCACUACUUCGACCAAGACUUCGCUCGUGACCCUUGAUGUCGGCAGCACAGUCACUCCAGCGCCCAAGACUGUUACAUCUACCGAGAAGUCUUCUACGACUGUCACGGUUUCCGUGGCUGGAAAGGAUACCACAAGCAUCCUGAAGAGCACUGUUACCGCAACUUCCACUAUUACGGCUGCCGCGUCAGUCGUCACCAGCACCGAAAUGGAGACAACUACAAGCCUCAAGACAGUAAGUGGCAAGGCUGGAAAGACUACAUCCGUUGUUACUGUCACUGUCGGAAACGGAGGAACCACCACCAUCAGUACCAAGGCAACCACUGAAGUGAUUACAUCCACAUCGACCAAGACAGCCUCCAAGACUGUAACAACUACACUCAGCUGCGAUGAAGCCAAUGAAAUCACCAAGAAGAUCAAGCGUGAUAUUCUUCCUCGGGCCAAUCCUGCUACCGUGACAGUAUACACCACAGACAUCACCUACGUGACCAAGACAUCAACCACCACGAUCCCUGUCGUGACUGACUACAUUACCGAUGUCACGACCAAGACAACCACACUCAAGGCUGCCACUGUUACCGACACCGUGACCUCGGUCGCAACCAAGAGCUCAGUGUCAACCAUCCCAGCGGUCACUUCCAUUGUGACCGUCACUGACACCACCUCAGUCGGAAAGACGACGACCCUCAAGGCCUCCACUGUCACAGACGUUGUCACCUCCCUUGUCGGAAAGACAUCGACUGUCACCCUCCCUGGCUCCACCUACACCACUGUGAGUCUCAAGUCAACAACGGUCAAGAGCACACUCAAGGUUCCUGCCUCCACCACCACCGUCACCAAGACUACCACUAUCAAGAGCACGAUCACUCUCCCUGCCUCUACCAGCACAGUUGUGAAGACCUCCACUGUCACCAACAAGCCAUCUGUUACUAUCACUGAGCGUGCUACUUCCACUUCCACCAAGGUUGUGAAGACUACUUCCACCAGUACCGCUACCGUCACAAAGACGGCCAAGUGCUCAUGA